GGAGGAAAGAGGCAAAACAAUCUUUUAUCCCUCUGACCGGGCGGCUUUUGGAUAUCCUGGGUGGUGGUGGUGGUAGUGGCGGCUGAAGAACUUACAUGUAGACUAGUUUGGAGCAAAGACAAUUUACAUCUACUAUCGACAAUCUUCAUAAAUGCAUCUAAUUCCGGCAGUUUGCACUAAAACCAUCCGAAAGCUGGUUUUAUUUCUUUAAUCACUCGCUGUGUCUCAACAUGGACUCCAGAUAUAUCAUGGACAAGUCAAGGGUCGGUGGCGUAGACUACAGCUAUCUGACAGGCCGUCCUGUGCUCCGCAACACCCCGGGUAAACACGGCCACACGCCGGCGUACAGCCACGGCCCCGUCCUUUACACAUUUGUUCUGGAUCCAGGAGCUGAGGGCAAAGGCGAGAAAACUUUUUUAAAAGGGAAUGGACUGUCUUCAGGGGAACGAUUAUUGCACGACAAGGAGAAGAUGGGCCAGGGGGACCAAAACAAUGCUGGUUCUGUAGAGGUUCUCAGGAAGGCCAGCCCCCUUCACUGCCCAGGGGUCAUCAAUGGGCAGGUGUCUGGACGACUCAUGCACUUGGACAUCAGGAACCCAGGGAACCAAACGGAGCUGGGACAGGGGCAGGAAACUACCCCAACAGACAGACAGCCCCACUCUUGCCACAUACCAGUGCCCAGGAACAGGAAGCCGUCGGGCCAUGCCGAUAAGGAGGUGAUGGCAGCAACCGUCCUGACCUCUUUAUCCACUUCACCAAUGGUGCUCCAGCCUUCCUCUGCUCCUACAGUACCAGAACCGGCGAGCAGAGGAUGGAAAGAGGUGCUUUCUGCCAGCUACAGCAGCUCCACCAGCGGCAACUGGAGCUGGGAUGCCAGUGACCAAUCGGUGCCCUCCACACCGUCCCCACCUCUCUCCAAUGAAAACAAGAACUUCCUGCUCUCGUCCAACACUGAUGACAUCAGCGAAGACAUCCAUGAGAGCACGCACUUCAUGUUUGAGGACCCCAUGAUCCCCAGGAAAAGAAAGAACUCCAUGAAGGUGAUGUUCAAGUGCUUGUGGAAGAACUGUGAAAAAGUCCUCAGCACCUCCUCAGGGAUCCAAAGACAUGUCCGCACCAUGCAUCUGGGACGUAACAGUGACUCAGACUACAGUGACGGGGAGGAGGACUUCUACUACUCAGAGAUCGAGGUGAACAUGGACAGUCUGACAGAGGGCCUGUCCAGCCUCACGCCCACAUCCCCCACCACGGUCGCUCCUCCCCCCGUCUUCCCCUCACCGCUCUUUGACGUCCCACAUUCGGAACACAUCAGCUUGAACGGGUCUCAGAGCCACACCCCCACACUGCUCAGCCAAUCAGCUCCCUCCACCCUCUGCCACAUCCGCACUGACCACGCCUACCAGGCCACUGCACCGGUCAGUAUCCCAGUGGUUCCUGAGCUGGCGGGGUUAGGCAGUACUAACGGCACCGGCCCUUUAACCGAGAGCAGCAAUGGCAUCAGUGUGUCAUGGCAGUCCCCUCCGGUCAUUUUCAAAGGUGUCGCGGGCCCUGUGAACCAUGUCCGAACUGUGAGCACCGGUGAGAAGCGUCAGCCUGCCCCCAGCACACACGCAGCUGUUACCAAAAGCCACGCAUUAGUCACACCAGCUUCUAAAGCCACACCGGGAACCAGGAAACCCCGUGGUGAGGCAAAGAAGUGUCGAAAGGUGUAUGGCAUGGAGAAGAAGGACAUGUGGUGCACGGCCUGCCGCUGGAAAAAGGCCUGUCAGAGAUUCACCGACUAACCCCCCAACUUCUGCCACAUGAGCUCUUCCUCAUUCCAGGACACAGCCCAGUGGACGCUUCCAUUCACACACAGGGGAGGCUUCCAGCAAAGCUGAAAACUGCAGAUCAGACUGGGUUCACCUUUCCAAACAUUAAAAUGCAAUUGGUUGCUUAAAAAAAAAAGGAAAUGGAUUUUUUUGUCAGGUUUAAGACUUUUUAUAUCAUUGAGACAAUUUUGAUAAAUUUGAAAAAUUAAAUUUUUAAGAAACAAUUAAGAGGCUAGUUUAUUCCUUUUUUGGCAAGCCACAUUCAAGACAACAACUAAGCUUUUGGCAUGUUGUUCUCAAACAAAGCAUUAUAUAUAAGCUACUGUUUCGAGUUGGAUCAAAACUCUCAAGGGUUUCACUUAAUUUCUUUCUCUGUAGCAUCUGCUUUUCCAUUGUCACUGUUUAAGGGACAGCUAGGUAACCAAAUGCAACAUGCCAGCACAGUUAUAGUUAGUACAUUUUGGUGUGAGCUCCUGUGCCAAUGUAAAACACCUGUCCCACAGCAUUAUAUAUAUACUGGAGUUCAUCUCUCUCUUUACGCCUGUACCUAACUAUAAGCACCUUAAAGAAUUUGGUCAUCAUGUGUAUUGCCACUGCACUCACUGCCUUUGUUUGCUUUUCACCAUUACAAAGUUGCAGGGGUUCAGUUAUAUGUGAACUACCAUGUCAGUUUUCUCCCCCUAUUUGAUUUGUUUGAGAAAGAUCUUUUUGUUGCAGUUAAUUUAUAAUUUAGUUCUGGCCAAACACAAGACAAACAUGGGAGAUAGACACGCUCAAGGAAAAUUCAAAGUUCAGUUUGUUAAAGACUUUCACUGUUCCCUAAAUGCAGUUGGAUUUUUUAUCAGUCUUAGAUUACGUUAACAAUUAUAUUAGGAUGGCAAGGUUAGAUAUAGAGCUCCCUUUUAAUAUAUAUGCAGUGUUUUCCCCAGAAGGACUCAGCCCUAUGACCAGCCUUCUGAAAGUACACUCUCCCUCUUGUCCCCUUUUCUUAAGCCCUUGUUACUUGCGUUUCUAGAUUACCAGAGUCACAUCUCCUACACACAGACACACAGGCACAGCUCCGACUGAUGCUUAUGACUUCUGUCGUCAUAGAAACACUUGUUUUUCAUGGUCACACGAGAGUCAUUGAAAGAGAGAGAUGCUGUAGUCCAGAUUAUAUAUAGUUUAGAUAUAAUGUAAAAUUGGUUUCUACCCAUAUAUACUGAAAGAACUUGAUUUAAAGACAGACAUUGGUUACAUAAUGGUUAACUUAUGGGAACCAUGAUUCUGCACUACUAGUGUAUGCAGUGUAUGUAGUGUGCCGUAGAAAAUGUUAGUGGGAACAAUGACUUUUGCAACUACUUCUUUCAAUGGCUCUUGACCACAUUUACACUAGCUACAAAACUGUUUAGGUUACACCAUGGGUUAUGGGUAGUUACUUAAUUCAGUUUGUGUACUUUUAUAUAGAUGAAAGCCUUCUAUUGUGUCCCAUAUAAGCUUUACACUUCUGAGUGGGUCCCAAGCCUCAUCAGGUCAAAUUCACAAAGUGCCAAUAAUGAUGAGUACACACGACUACAGUAGUAGCUGACUUACUUACAAAAUUGCACUAUGUUGCUCUGUGUACAAUUAACUUUGAUUCAAGUAGAUUGUUGUUCAUUACUCCCCCAUAACAAGUCUCCGUUAUUGGUUGAUGGCUGUCUUAGCCCUUGACAGUAGUAGUGAAUGGUAUAUCUGAGCAGUGGUACAGGAAAGAUGUUUGGUACAAGCAGGAUACCCAGUUAUGUAUUGUUUUUGUUUGAAUUCAGCUUUUUAAGGAUGCCGAGGAAGUUACUGUGUGAAUGCAUCUCUGCUUUGCCAAAUCUACCCCUUAACAUUGUCUGGCUCAUUACAACAGAAGAUGCUAUAACUAGCCAUUAUUCCACCUUUCACAAGUUGCACUAAAGCUAGUAUAUCAAUAUAUCUUGCCUGCAAUGUUUUCUGUUUGACAGUGAUCCAAUUGGUUUGGGUUAAGAGAAUCAGAUGAUUGUUUUGCGGAGAAAGAGGCACAAGACACAGUGGUGACAUGAUAUGGAUGGAUUUGCAGUGUCAGGGCUUUCUUGUAAAUAUGCAACGUAAAAAGAACAGUGAGGCUUUUUAUUGAUUUAUUGUUCGUUUCUUCUUGUAUCUCGAAAAGGAAACGUUUUUUUCUACAAUAUUGUUCAAGAUAUUUUUUCUUUCUUUUUAUAAGCAAGAAGCGAUAGUGAAUAUAACAUGUCUGAUGUAGCUUAGUGGCAAAGGGGAGAAAACCAGUUGAAUGUAAAAUCUACACAAUGAAAAAAAAGUCAUGAUUUUUGAUGUUUUUUGCUGGUUAGUUUGUUUGUAGGCUGUUGUCUUGAUUUAUCUGUAAGCCGUCACACUUCAUAUCAGUCCCCCAACCAUGCAGUAUUGCUUUAUUUUCUGACUUGUGCAAUGCAACAACUUUUAACAGUUUUUUUGUAUUUCUUCUUGCCAAAUUUGUCAUGUAUACAGCUCUGGAGAAAAAGACUACUGCAAUUUAUUCCUUCUGAAUGUCCUCAAGUCAAAUCUUUAUUACAAUUCUAAAGUGAAUUUUCUGUUUACCAUAUUCCAUGACUAUAAACAUGACUAUAGUUUGAAGUGGUCAUAUUUUCAGAUAUGCUUCAUGUGGUGAUCAUAGUUUUUCGACGUUUUUAUGUAAAUGUUUGGAUAGACAGUACCACCGAAAUCUUCUUUAAAGGUGCAUUGUGUAACUUUUCUGCUGGAAGGUCCGUCAAAUGCUUUUCUCCAUGGAGAUGUUAUAGCUUUGCCUGGAUUUUUUUAACAGUAUUGCAUUAAACGUUUGUAUCUUCCUGGAGACCAAACCAGACCAAGUUACAGGUCAGAUCUGUGGAGAGGCAACCCCGCCCACAGUCAGAAUACAUGUUUUUCUAGACAUUUUUGAGCUAUAAAACCACCUGUAAUUGAAUACAUGUACAUAUUGUGGAACAUUUUAAGCAGAGCACUGACAUAUCCAUAGAAACAAGAAGGUGAUAGACCUCCAGCCAAAAAGUUACACAGUGUACCUUUAACCUGUCUGAAACAUUCCAACAGGCUGCAACUCUUUCUUCGUCUUCCACUCAAAUUAGAUGUAAUCUUUAUCCAGCUUUACUGUGGUCCCACUCAAGCCUUUUACCCAGUAUAUUAAGCUAUGUAAAGCCCUUCAAAUGUGCAUUAUAUUAAAAAAGAGCGCCUUGACUUCCCCAAAUAUGAUAGCUGCUUACUUGUGUUGAAUGUCCGAUGUGUGUGUUAAACCAGCAGCGACAAAGCUUCCAAAUCAAGUGUAUCAUGCGAUGUAAUGGCAGCUCUGCAAGUCUCUCCUUCUUUUGUGCUGCAACUCCAAAGUUUGAAAAUGUUGCGUUGUGCAAAAUAUCAAACUGAAGGUCCUGUAUUACACAAAACUGACUUCUGUGAGCUUUUAGCCUUGUUAUAAAGUUAUUACCUCGUCGCAAACAUGUCCGCAGUUGUGUUUUGUUUCAUUCACACGUUUGAGUAAUCCUUUAUUAUUAGUCUGUCUGCAUCUCCAAAGCUCAAAAUGCUCUGUUCCACCUUUUGAUGUCAUGAAGGGGUAGUUUUUUGCAAAGGUGUAUGAAGUUCAAUGUUUUCUGUGUGAAAGAAGGGCUCAGUCUAAAUAUGCAGGGUUUGUGUGUUUGAAAUAAGAUGCCACUCCAGGUCUGUUUGUGAUGAGGAAACAACAUUAUAACAUACAUCAGAUUGUGUAAUAUGGGCCCUUUAUAUACAUCUCUAUAACACAUACCAUGAAACAUAAGUGUUGAUUUUGUGGUGCUAUACAAAUAAUGUUCUGUUAUUAUUUGACAUAUUGAUACAUUUUACACUGUAUCGCAACAUUUUCCUAAUUGGAGUUGUAUUUGUCCAUCCUUCCUCCUCCUUGUAUCUUUUGUCUUAUGUGACCUGUAUUUUUUGUACCUAGCCUUACACUGGCUGGUGUGAGAACUGACUUUUUGCUUUCUUGUUUUAUCAAUGAUUUAUUGACUUCUCUGAAUGAUUUUAUUGUCUGUUGAGUUGUGUUUGAGGUUGUUUUGCAUGUCUAGCAUUUGCUAAUUUUUCUUGUUCAUUAUUUUUGAUGCCAGGAGACAGAACACUGAAGGUUUUUUGUGUUAAAUGUCCUUUUUCACAUGCAAGGCUGAAUCAAAUGGUGGUUAUCAUGAGGGGUGGGUGCAGCCUAAGAUCGUGGUCACUAGAGGGGGCCGUUUCUCUGGUGUGGCGUCGUAUCAGCAGCAUCCUCAUGCAGAGAAAGCACUUUUGGGAGGACUAUAUUUGUGUGAAUGUCAAGCUUAUGUAUACAGCUAGAGCUUGGAAAGAUGGAUGACCACGUAUGAUUUUGAUAAUGUGAUCUAUGUGAUGUAAUGUGACAGAAAGAAAAAUAAACAUGAAUGGAAGAUGCGCUGA
Messenger RNA from Boleophthalmus pectinirostris (great blue-spotted mudskipper), 6233 nucleotides. It is a transcript of the gene slc2a4rg, whose product is annotated as SLC2A4 regulator. The coding region runs from base 231 to 1784 and encodes 517 amino acids. Gene Ontology annotation, biological process: regulation of transcription by RNA polymerase II. Lineage: Eukaryota; Metazoa; Chordata; Actinopteri; Gobiiformes; Gobiidae. Gene Ontology annotation, molecular function: RNA polymerase II cis-regulatory region sequence-specific DNA binding; DNA-binding transcription factor activity. Gene Ontology annotation, cellular component: nucleus. The transcript is spliced from 9 exons. The record is from RefSeq and is a predicted model, not a curated record.